Dendrobium catenatum is the source of this 979-nucleotide messenger RNA. RefSeq names its product zinc finger protein 7-like. Bases 112 to 690 code for a protein of 192 amino acids. The transcript has a single exon. NCBI's taxonomy places the organism in Eukaryota, Viridiplantae, Streptophyta, Magnoliopsida, Asparagales, Orchidaceae. The record is from RefSeq and is a predicted model, not a curated record.
UUUUAAUUGAGCCAAUACCAUUCCUCAAAGUCCACAAGAGUUCAAAUUCCAUUUUCAUGUGAAGCUCUUCUCUCACACUAUUCCUCUAGUUUAGUUGCAGAGAAGACAGAAAUGGAGCAACAACAAGAGAAGACAUCAAACAACCAGCGAUUAGCAUCACAGACUAAGGAUUAUGAAGAAGAAGAAGUCGAACAAGUCAGCAAUGGAAAAUCCAGAAAGUGGUUAGAAUUAACACUUGGAAGAAACAUGUCAUCAGCAAUGGAGAAUUCUUCAGAUUCCCAAAACAAACCUUCUCCUCUUAAGGUGUUUUCCUGCAACUUUUGCAUGAGAAAAUUCUACAGUUCACAAGCUUUAGGAGGCCAUCAAAACGCGCACAAAAGAGAAAGAGGAGCAGCUAAAAGAACUCAUCAGUCACAUAAGAUGAUAUUGAGCCUACCUUUUUCACCUUCCUUAAUUCAUUCACUGACAGUUCAGCCUCACUCAGUUCAACCUCACUCUGUAGUUAAUAAACUAAAGGUUGAAGGAGGUAUGGCCAUGGCAGCAAGAUUCCAAGAUGUUCAGAUGAUUUGGCAUCCUAUUGCUCUUAAGGAAGGAAGAAAUAUUUCUUGGCCGGGUAGUUUCCAGUUGAAGUCACAAGAUUCUGAGAAGCCAUCAGAACUCCAUCAGAUUGAUUUGAAUCUGAAACUCUGAUAUGUUUAUUCACUUCCUUCCAUUUUUGCAUCCCAAGCUCUCUUUUUUUCAGUCUUAAUGAUCAGUUGAUGCUGUCUAUCUUAUCAAACUAACUUCAGAGCACCAUAAAUAUUGUUCUGUACGGGGAAGAAACACUAGUAUUAAAAAAACCAAUGAGUUUGAGAUUGUCGUGUGUAUACAGAUUAUUCCAGGGAGUUUGAUUGAUUGAUUCACUGGCACACAGCUAUGCUGGUUGAUUUCUUUAUAUCUUUCAAAAAUAAAUCUUUAAAUGAUAUUUUGGUUUAUUUUA